AUGGUGCCCACGCCCCAGGUGUGCGUAUCAACCCUGGUCACGGUGAGCACAAUGGCAGUGGUAGACCUCUAUCUGCUGGAGCAGAGCAUGCUGGGGGCUCGUGGUAUUCCAGGACCGAGUGUGUGGCAGUGCGCGGCAGUGUUGCUAGGCGAUGUGGGCUUCUUGCUUGCGCUGCGGUUUGUGUCAGCAGGCGUGGUGUCUGAGGCUCGCUCCCCACGCCGUGGUUUCGCCAACGCCCUUUGGUUCCUGUUCCUCUCCCUGCUCCAGCUCAAGCUCUUCUUCGUCUGCCACAACUACCGGCAGGAGCGCCGGCCGCCAGACCCCCUGGCCAGGAAGACCUUGACACUGCUGCUGUCCAUCUGCCUGCCCUCGCUCUUUCUCAUCCUGACAGGAGCUGAUCACAUGACCCCGCUAAGAAGGAAACAGGAGGUGCGAGGCCGGCUACUGUGGGUCGUGGUUGACCUGCUGGACGUGCUGGACCUGCAGGCGGGACUGUGGGAAGCCCAUGGUGGGGCUGGAACUGCAGGGGUCCCGGAGCAGGGGCUGCCCAUCUGGGCUGAGGGCUUGGUCUUCUUUUACUGCUAUGCCCUGCUGCUGCUGCUGCCAUGUGUGGCCCUCACAGAGCUCGGGGCCACCAGCUUGCCCGGGCAAAGGGGGCCCCGAAAGGAAGCUCUGUACCCUUGGCUCAGCUUGGUCACUAUCAACAUCUUCACACUGGCCCUGAGGGGCACAGGCAUGCUGUGGUAUAGGGACCCUCGUGUAUCCACUGUGUUUCUGGGGAAGAACCUGCUGGCUCUGGCCGUGAAGUUGAGCUCAGCCUGGGAGAGACACGUGCAGGACCGCGGGGGUGGGGGCGGGGGCACCGGCAAUGUGGCUGGGGCAGAACCAGGAGAAUCAACCCUGCCAAACCAGAGCUCGGAGCAGGGAGAGGACCAAGCCCAAGGCAAAGCGCCCUCUCAUUAUCACACACUGUCUCGCUCACAGAGCCACAGCCACACUCUCUCCCAUGUCAGCCUGGAACCCACAGAGACCUCCCUGGGACCCUCUUUCAUCUCCCAUGAACUCUAGAGACCCGCUCA
Messenger RNA from Myripristis murdjan (pinecone soldierfish), 1079 nucleotides. It is a transcript of the gene tmem265, whose product is annotated as transmembrane protein 265. The transcript has a single exon. The coding region runs from base 1 to 1068 and encodes 355 amino acids. Lineage: Eukaryota; Metazoa; Chordata; Actinopteri; Holocentriformes; Holocentridae. The record is from RefSeq and is a predicted model, not a curated record.